Phytophthora nicotianae INRA-310 is the source of this 432-nucleotide messenger RNA. RefSeq lists its product as hypothetical. Lineage: Eukaryota; Oomycota; Peronosporomycetes; Peronosporales; Peronosporaceae. Bases 1 to 432 code for a protein of 143 amino acids. The transcript has a single exon. The record is from RefSeq and is a predicted model, not a curated record.
AUGCCCUCCCUGACUUCCAUCGCUACCGCUUUCUUUGCUUUGGCACUGCUGGCCGCUUCAAACGCCCUAGACGCAACUCAGCACCAGUCGAACACACAGCAAGAAUCCCCGCACCAGUCGAACACUCAGCAAGAAACUCCGCACCAGUCGAACAACGGAACUGAAGCACACAAAAGCAUGUUGCUUACGGCGUUGAACGAUGUGGACUCCUACAAGUCCUCCACGCUCAUUUGUCUCUACAAGGUGAACAAGGUAGAAGUUAAGAAGAACACUUACGACUACAGCGUGACCGGAUGCAAGGUGGACCCCGAGUUUGUGGGUAGUUGCCCCGACUUGACCACCUUUCCUGGAUGUGGCAACUACAACGUCGUACUCACCACAAAGUCGAAGUCCAAGAAACCUAAGGUGCAGUCGAUCAAGGCGUCGAAGUAA